GCAGCUGGCGGGGACCACCGGGUGUGGAUUUGAAGAGCCGGAGCUGGGAGCUUGAACAAACAGUAGUGAAGAUGUGGAAGUCUGUAGUGGGGCAUGAUGUGUCUGUUUCCGUGGAGACCCAGGGUGAUGACUGGGAUACAGACCCUGACUUUGUGAAUGACAUCUCCGAGAAGGAGCAGCGGUGGGGAGCCAAGACCAUCGAGGGCUCUGGACGGACAGAGCACAUCAACAUCCACCAGCUGAGGAACAAAGUGUCCGAGGAGCAUGACAUUCUAAAGAAGAAGGAAUUGGAGUCGGGGCCUAAAGCAUCCCAUGGCUAUGGAGGCCGGUUUGGAGUGGAAAGGGACCGGAUGGACAAGAGUGCUGUGGGCCACGAAUAUGUCGCUGAUGUGGAGAAACACUCUUCUCAGACUGAUGCUGCCAGAGGCUUUGGGGGCAAAUAUGGAGUUGAAAGGGACCGGGCGGACAAGUCAGCAGUGGGCUUUGAUUACAAAGGAGAAGUGGAGAAGCACGCAUCUCAGAAAGAUUACUCUCAUGGCUUUGGUGGCCGCUAUGGAGUAGAGAAGGAUAAACGGGACAAAGCAGCUCUAGGAUAUGACUACAAGGGAGAGACGGAGAAGCACGAGUCUCAGCGAGACUAUGCCAAGGGCUUUGGUGGCCAAUAUGGAAUCCAGAAGGACCGAGUGGAUAAGAGUGCCGUUGGCUUCAAUGAAAUGGAGGCCCCAACCACAGCCUAUAAGAAGACCACCCCCAUAGAAGCCGCUUCCAGUGGUGCCCGUGGGCUGAAAGCAAAAUUUGAGUCCAUGGCUGAGGAGAAGAGGAAGCGAGAGGAAGAAGAGAAGGCCCAGCAGAUGGCCAGGCAGCAACAGGAGCGAAAGGCUGUGGUGAAGAUGAGCCGCGAAGCUCAGCAGCCACCGAGGCCUGUGGAAGAGCCAGCAGUGCCAGCCCCAGUGCCCAAGAAGAUCUCCUCAGAGGUCUGGCCUCCAGCAGAGAGUCAUCCACCCCCAGAACCUGAACCCAUGAGAAGCAGAAAAGAACACCUCGUUCCCUCUCUGCCCAGGAUGCAGACUCCACCACAGAAUCCCCCGGAGGACGAGGAGCCUCCAGCCCUGCCCCCUAGGACUCCCGAAGGCCUCCAGGUGCUGGAAGAGCCAGUGUAUGAAGCGGAGCCUCAGCAGGAGCCUGAGAACGACUAUGAGGACGUUGGGGAGCUCGAUCCGCGGGAGGAGGAAGAGGGAGACUAUGAGGAUGUGCUGGAGCCCGAGAUCACCCCUUCUUUGUCCUACCAGGCUGGAUCAUCUGCCGAGGCUGGUGGUACAGGGACCUCUGCCGUAGCCCUGUAUGAUUACCAGGGAGAGGGAAGCGAUGAGCUCUCCUUUGAUCCAGAUGACAUCAUCACUGAUAUUGAGAUGGUGGAUGAAGGCUGGUGGCGGGGCCGUUGCCAUGGCUACUUUGGACUCUUUCCUGCAAACUAUGUCAAGCUCCUCUAGUGAGCAGCCCCAUUGUCUUCUGUUACUCCAAUUCCCCAGGUUCAAAACGGCUCUGCCUCCUCCUACCCAUUCCACAGGACUGCUGCAAAGGACCUAAUAGCAUGCCAUGGAGCACCUGGAUUCAGACAGACCUCCCUCUCCUGCUUUAUUAAGAGCUUUAGGUAGAGGCAGCACAAGGCAGGGGCCUUCCCUGUGCAUCCACUCUUUCCUGGGAUAACUCAUAGCAUCAUCUGUGGUCCUGCCUCCUUCCCAACACCGCCCUCUGCUCUCCUCCCUCUUGAGUGCUGACAUUCCCCUGUAUGCUAGCCGUCAGGGAAGCUCUUGCUAGGCAGCCUGAUUUUGCCUGGUUGUGCUUUUUUGCU
Microtus ochrogaster (prairie vole) is the source of this 1852-nucleotide messenger RNA. It is a transcript of the gene Hcls1, whose product is annotated as hematopoietic cell-specific Lyn substrate 1. Gene Ontology annotation, biological process: cell migration; regulation of actin filament polymerization. The record is from RefSeq and is a predicted model, not a curated record. NCBI's taxonomy places the organism in Eukaryota, Metazoa, Chordata, Mammalia, Rodentia, Cricetidae. Gene Ontology annotation, molecular function: actin filament binding. Gene Ontology annotation, cellular component: site of polarized growth; cortical actin cytoskeleton; plasma membrane.